AACAUUUAAACGAUGACGUUUUCUUACCAUCAAUACCGCAUAUGCUGCACGCGAGUUCUUAAACUCGUCAAUUUUUCGAGUUGCAACUCACCUGAUCCCUAAUCUUCAAAGAGUAUGGCAGAAGGAGAUGAGGAUUUGCCGAGAGAUGCAAAGAUUGUGAAAUCUCUGCUUAAAUCAAUGGGUGUGGAGGACUAUGAACCUCGCGUUAUACAUCAGUUUCUCGAGCUAUGGUACCGUUAUGUUGUCGAUGUUUUAACCGAUGCUCAGGUUUAUUCGGAGCAUGCUGCUAAAUCUUGCAUUGAUCCUGAUGAUGUUAAGCUUGCUAUUCAGUCUAAAAUCAAUUUUAGCUUCUCACAGCCGCCCCCGAGAGAGGUCUUACUGGAAUUGGCUAGAAACAGGAAUAAAAUUCCAUUGCCGAAGUCGAUAGCUGGACCAGGAAUGCCGCUUCCACCUGAGCAAGAUACAUUGAUUAGCCCGAAUUACCAACUCGCUAUCCCGCGGAAGCAGUCGGCUCAGGCAGCGGAAGAAACGGAGGAUGACGAAGAAAGUACUGAUCCUAACCCAUCUCAAGAACCAAAGACGGAUGCCCCCCAGAGUACUCCUCAACGGGUAUCGUUUCCCCUUGUGAAACGCCCCAAGUGAUGUUAUUUCUGAAGUUAUGACGCUGACUUCGGAUUCUGAUAGGAAUGUCUUGUAUUCGUAUUCAGAGAAAUCAAAAAUCUGCAGUAAUUUGAGAACAAGAAUUGACAAAAGAGAAUGCCUGAUAAGAUCCACAAUGCACAUCCAACAUGGUGGAAAGAAAGAUGCUUAGUUGCUUAUUUAUUUACCUGACCUAAUCUUUCUUCCUGUCAGGAACAUAUGUCCUAUUGUUUUUUCCUUGUCUCGCAUAGUUAGAAUUAUGAGAACAAGAAUGCCUUGUAAACUAUAAUCUGAAAAGGAUCAAAAAGAAAAUAUUCAUUUA
Mercurialis annua (annual mercury) is the source of this 961-nucleotide messenger RNA. RefSeq names its product transcription initiation factor TFIID subunit 9. The record is from RefSeq and is a predicted model, not a curated record. Gene Ontology annotation, cellular component: SAGA complex; transcription factor TFIID complex. Gene Ontology annotation, biological process: RNA polymerase II preinitiation complex assembly; DNA-templated transcription initiation. Bases 115 to 642 code for a protein of 175 amino acids. Lineage: Eukaryota; Viridiplantae; Streptophyta; Magnoliopsida; Malpighiales; Euphorbiaceae. Gene Ontology annotation, molecular function: RNA polymerase II general transcription initiation factor activity; protein heterodimerization activity; transcription coactivator activity. The transcript has 3 exons.